Messenger RNA from Colletotrichum graminicola M1.001, 732 nucleotides. RefSeq names its product DnaJ domain-containing protein. NCBI's taxonomy places the organism in Eukaryota, Fungi, Ascomycota, Sordariomycetes, Glomerellales, Glomerellaceae. Bases 1 to 732 code for a protein of 243 amino acids. The record is from RefSeq and is a predicted model, not a curated record. The transcript is spliced from 4 exons.
AUGGCGAACGCUGGUGCCCCUCCCGACUAUUACAAGAUCCUCGAGAUCGCCGAGACGGCCACAACGCAGCAAGUCCGUGAUGCAUACAAGAAGGCAGCCCUGAAGACACACCCGGACAGGGUCCCCGCCGACUCGCCCGAACGCGCGACCCGCACCCGCAAGUUCCAGCUCGUCAACGAUGCCUACUACACGCUCUCGGACACGCAAAGACGGCGCGAGUACGACGCCCAGCGCAAACUCUUUGGCGCGUCCGCCGGCGCGACGUACGGCGACUUCUCCGACGACGACGACCCUGCUGAGGAGGUGCCGCCCCAGCAGACCGGCAGCGGCGGCGGCGGCGGGAAGUCGCAGAGCGCCUAUUCAUGGGCGUGGAACUUCUUCACGGGCGGCAAGCAGAGCGAGGAGGAGCGUGAGAGGACAGGCAACCAGCAAUUCGGCGACGUGUUCGAGGAGAUGCUGCGCGAGGAGGGCAUGGCCGAGGAGGGCACGAACCGGCCGACGGGCUCCUUCUGGGGCACCAUCGGCGGGCUGAGUGGCGGCGCGCUAGGAUUCAUUGUCGGUAACAUGCCCGGAGCGGUCGCGGGGGCCGUCGCCGGCAACAGGCUCGGCGCCGUCCGAGACGCGCGGGGCAAGAGCGUCUACGCCGUUUUCCAGGAGCUUCCUCAGCCGGAUCGCGCAAGGUUGCUAACCCAGCUGGCUGCCAAGAUCUUCAGCCAUACGGUGGGAGUCUAA